Molecule: messenger RNA, 1360 nt
Organism: Chlamydomonas reinhardtii
Lineage: Eukaryota; Viridiplantae; Chlorophyta; Chlorophyceae; Chlamydomonadales; Chlamydomonadaceae
Exons: 1
Coding region: 117-449 (110 amino acids)
Biological process (GO): spliceosomal snRNP assembly; RNA splicing
Cellular component (GO): U4/U6 x U5 tri-snRNP complex; U2 snRNP; catalytic step 2 spliceosome
Molecular function (GO): RNA binding
Source: RefSeq, a predicted model, not a curated record
GCCGUUCCACUCGCACACUUACACUUCAAUUUAACGAACUGCAAUUUGCCCGCCCUUCUGUGACGGCUGCACCGGUCUGCAUUUUCCUCCGCUUACUGUUCAUUUAGUGCGCCGCCAUGGCUCAGGCUCCGAACCCCACCGUUGAUGAGCUUGAGAAGAAGGAGGAGGACGAGUACCGCACCGGUCCCCUCUCUGUUCUGACCCAGAGUGUCAAGACAAACGGCCAGGUCCUCAUCAACUGCCGCAACAACCAUAAGCUACUUGCACGCGUGAAGGCGUUUGACCGCCACUGCAACAUGAUUCUGGAGAACGUCAAGGAGAUGUGGACGGAGAUCCCGAAGACGGGGAAAGGCCAGAAGGCGUCGCGGCCAGUUAACAAGGACCGCUUCGUCAGCAAAAUGUUCUUGCGAGGAGACUCGGUCAUCAUGGUGCUCCGGAACCCCAAGUAAGGGCGCCAUAUCGGACACCCCUCGGCGGGCUCGGUCGACGGGGCCGAGCCAGGAGCCCUCAGGCGAUCAGUGAGCUGGAGGCUCGCGUGUCGAGGGGUGUGUGUGAUACACAAGCGGUUGGGUGUAGGAGGCGGGCACGGGAGUGAUAGGGGUGCAGCUUGGGCAGGCAGGCUCCCGCAGUUCGGAUGCGCCGCGCGGCACCCGUGUGCCAGCCCGAUGCCGGGGCUUUGAGCGGAAGCGGAGAAUGUGACAUGGCAGCUUGCGUUGCGCAGUGCUGAGGCGUUGCGAGGGACGUUGCGUGGGGCGCUGAGGCGUUGCGUGGGACGCUGACGCGCGAGGGCGGCAGGCCGCUGGAUGCCUGUGCCCCGGCCCGUGUGUUGCGAGUAUGUUGGCUGCGGUUCAAGUCUGUCAAGCAUGAUGCACACUUGCAGCCACAUUCAGCCAGCAAGCUCAUGGUUCUAUGGAUGGUUGGGGCAUCCGGGGGGGCACGGAACAGGCCGCUGGUGUGGACUGCACUACAUGAGGGGCGGCAGCAGAGCGCCGCGCGGCGUGGCGUGGUGUGGGCGGCGCACGAACGCCCGAUCACCGUUGCCUGGUAGUGCACAAGUAGUUGGUGUUUGUUGUGCGGAGCACAGCGGUGUGUAGCGCUGGGCUGAGGCGUCAGCGCCCGAGCGAAGAGGUUGCUGUCUCUGACGAUGUGCGACGUGACGAAGUGGUUAUGGUGGUGUGUGUAUGGCGCGCGUGCUUGGUGCUUGGCGGUGGAGCGGUGACGGUACGCACGCACGGGAAACAUGCGAAUAGAUGGCUUUAAGUGAGUGCGCGCUGAGACUGCACGUCCCAUAAGGGUGUCCUGAUGGCAUCUCGUGCCGUGCUCCUGGGCGGAAGGCAACCUGGGGGAAAUAAUCCGUCGA